AUGCCUCGUCGCGAUCAUGACCGUUCUUCUGCAAGCCGGCGCAAGGGUGUAACACCCAAGCGUCGGCCUCCAGCCCCAACCGCGCCUGCUUCAGCAUCAAAGGCAAGGGCAUCACGGCUGAGCGGACCAUCAGGUGAGGAGGAUGGGGAGGAGGGGAAAUGUGGGUUGGACUCAUGCCUUCUCAAUCCUGACACUGAAGCAAACUGUUUUUGUUUAGCUAUGUGACCACUAGUUGAAAGUGUUGCAAUGAAUACAUAUUAUAUUAUAAGGUUCUCAUUGUUUUAAAGAUGAUUUGGAUCUCUCUAGCCCCUGCAGGUCCAACUCCCUCCCCGCGAAAGAAGAGGUUUCGCCCUGGCACCCGAGUUCUGAUGGAAAUUCGCAAGUACCAGAAGAGCACUGACUUGCUUUUGCGCAAGGGACCGUUUGCACGCCUGGUACAAUGAUUAGCACAUGGCUCCUGUGGACCGAUUUAAAACUACCAUUUUGUCUAUAGUCACCUUACGUUCUUAGAUGGAUGCUGCCAGUCUCUGACAAUACAUUACUUGUUGUUGAUGAUGCAUAGUUAGCCCUGUGAACUCUGCUGUGUAUGUGGGUAAACCAGUCUUUCCAGGAUUUUGCAAUCGCAAUUAUUUUAGCAAAAUCAACAAUUCCUUGCAUAUUAUGCGAGAGCUUGCAUAUUUGACCAAUCACAGCACUAUUACUGCAUACAAUAGUAAAAUCAUCUCAAUAUUAUCACAUACAACUGACCAAUCACCACACUUCAAAAAGGGGGCUUGCUAUUUCGACCAAUGAAGCCACACGUCAGCAAACUUUUUCCCUUGUCAGCGCAUUUUGGACAAAAUCAUUGCAUAUUGCCAUGCAAAAUGUCAGAAUUGCCGCAGCAAAAUCUAGUAUUUUUGCCCGCAAAUAUAUUUUAAAAAUGCUGCAAAAUCCUGAAGGGACUGGUAAAUUGGUGGUGUCUUAGUUUGGAAUAAAUACAAGAAAGAUGAACUAAAAUGAUUGUUUUUAAACUUCAAGUUGCUACCCCAAGUUAAUAUUUCCUAUUAGUGAUUUAUUUAUCUUCAGCGAAUUUCAAGGUUGUUUACUCAGGUUCUCUACUCAGGUUCGGGAGGUAUGUCAGACAUAUAGCAGGGACUUCAUGAGAUGGCAGGUGUAUGCUCUUCUGGCAUUGCAGGAGGUAGGUUACUUCCCACUCCUGUGCUUAUUUGAAGAACUGUUAUAUCAAUACUCUAAACCCUUCCCUUACAGUUUAUAAUAACAUCAUAGUACACUUAUUUUGAACGUUUUUAUUUACAUAUCAGCCAAAAAAAAAAAAUCCCCUCUGUUUUUGUAUCCCUGUUAACUGUUGUGAAUAUGAACAUUUGCUGGUCAUCAUUGUUUGACACCAUUAUUUCUCUUCCAGGCUGCAGAGGCUUUCCUCAUUUUACUGUUUUCCGACGCCUACCUUUGUACCGUCCACGCCAAGCGUGUAACGCUAUUCCCCCGUGACAUUCAGCUUGCCCGGCGAAUUCGAGGAGUGGAUAAUCUCUGA
Messenger RNA from Coregonus sp. 'balchen', 1531 nucleotides. The record is from the annotation of a GenBank genome assembly. Lineage: Eukaryota; Metazoa; Chordata; Actinopteri; Salmoniformes; Salmonidae.